CUAACCUGAAAACAUACAAGUACGUUUUCCUGAUGUGGUGAUUAGUAAUGAUUCUGUGAUCUUUUUCAACAUAAACCUGCAAUAACGCAUUUCAGACGCAAAAACAAAAACAUGGAGGAGGAUUUUGAAGCCAUGUUUGCUGACGAACUGGAAAUGAUGAAUGAGAUGGACGAUUAUGAGCCAUAUCCUAAGUCCAAAAGAAGUCUGGCUUUCACUCCAUCUAAAGGAACUGGCAAGGACCCAGUGGACCUCAAUGACAGCAUACUGACACCUUUGGACAGUCCAAGUGAAAAUACAGAUGUGUCCCACAAAAGGAAAAAGAGAGAAAAAGAUGUCUUUGGUGAUUUGUCAGAUUCUGAUGGUGAUGUUGAGGAGGCUUUGCCCAAGAUAGCUCCUCAAAGAAAGAGAGUCAAAUUAUCCCCCCAAAAAUCGCUUUCCAUACCCAAAAAUCAACCUGAACCAGGUUUAGAUGAUUUUGAAAUCACGCCCCCUCCAUCUCCAACCCUUGUUCUGGAGAAACGCAUCUUAGCCCAAAGAAACAAAACCACAACCAGUAUCUUGGCAGAGCCAACAAACAGCAGGGAUACUUACCAAACCCCAGUGCUAGAUAGUUAUGACUAUGACAGGCCCAGAGUGUUCAGAAGAAUUCCUGCUGGGAAUUUUAUAUCUGUAACAGGGGUUGAUGGAACAAGAGCCUACAUGAAAGUGAAAGAAGAUAGUAUAUUGACAAAAGAGGAGGAUGCAGCUUUUUCUGCGACCAGUUCACACUUGCUGGGAAUGUCCUUUGAAGCACUGAAGGAUCAAGUGGAACAAGAGAGGAGAAACAGGGUAAUUGAAGAAUCAAUAAGACUGACUAAUCAGCUUAACAGGGAAUUUGACACAGAUCUUGGUUUGGAGGAUGAGUUAACAAGUGAUCUGCCUGAAAGCCAUGACAUGCUUGAUAAAGAAGUGGAAAGUGAUGGAGAUAUGAAGCAUGAGCUGUGGGUAGAACAAUACAGACCCCGUCAAUAUACACAGCUCUUAAGUGAUGAGAGCACUAACAGAGCAUUGCUGCACUGGCUGAAGUUGUGGGACCAUGUUGUGUUUGGAAAGGAGAAGAAGGUUCCUAAAGCAAAGCAAGAAGAAAAGAGCAAAAAAGAUGGCAAGAAAAAGAACUUUAAAAAGCAGGAGGAAGUGACAGAGGAUUUGGACAAACUAGGAAGGCCAAUACAAAAGAUAGCUUUGCUGUGUGGUCCCCCAGGUCUCGGCAAGACCACUUUGGCCCAUGUAAUUGCAAGCCAUGCUGGGUAUAAUGUAGUUGAGAUGAAUGCCAGUGAUGACCGAUCUCCGGAAUUAUUUAAGAAUAAGAUAGAAUCUGCUACCCAAAUGAAAGCAGUAAUGGGAGCAGACCCAAGGCCGAACUGUCUGGUCAUUGAUGAGAUUGAUGGUGCUCCUUCUCAAUCUAUCAAUAUUUUGAUGUCAUUCAUCAAAGGUGAAGAAAAGGUCACCAAAAAGAAAAAGAAGAGUGAACGGAUUCUGUUAAGACCUGUUAUCUGUGUUUGUAAUGAUUUGUAUGUGCCUGCUCUGAGGACAUUACGACAAAAUGCCCUGGUUUUACACUUCCCUCCCACUGCCUCUGCCCAGCUGGCUUCUAGAUUACUAGAGAUUAGUAGAAUGAAUAAAAUCCGUACAGACAUGUCUGCCUUGCUCCAGCUGUGUGAGAAGACCAAUAAUGACAUCAGAUCCUGUCUGAACACGCUGCAGUUUGUCCAGAGGCAGAAGAAGGAACUGACCAUGUCCAGUGUCCAGUCGUUGAGUGUAGGGCAGAAGGAUGCUCACAAAAGUCUCUUCUCUGUUUGGCAGGAUAUAUUCCAAAUGCCUAAACCUAAAAGGAAAAGAUUUGUCAAUCCCCAUGAGCGUGGAAGUGUUCAAGAAAUGCAGGAUCUCUUAGCACAGAACAAUACAUCCACAUCAGGAAGGUUUCAGCACAUCUAUGAGGUUGCCAUAGCAGCAGGAGACCAUGAAAAAGUAACCCAGGGAAUCUUUGAAAAUUAUUUAGAGAUGAAAAUUAAGGACCCAAGAUUUGAUGGGUUGACCCUGGCCAGUGAAUGGCUGUGCUAUACAGACCUGGUGAACCAGCAGAUAGCUCACUCUCAGCUCUAUAUAAUGAUGCGCUACCUGCCAUACCUGCCUGUGGUCUUCCACCUGCUGUUUGCUUCCACAUCAUACCCCAAGUUGUCUUAUCCACACAGUCAAUAUGAGUGCACCACUAAGUUGGCCAAGUCAGAAAACCUGGUGAAUGCCAUGAUGAAUGAGAUGGCGCCCUCUGUGAGGAAAAAUUUGAACAUCCCCAUAAUUGUGCUGGAGGUUCUGCCAUCUCUGCUGGGCAUCAUUACACCCACACUGAGACCUGUGAACACACAGCUUUACAGUGCCAGGGAGAAGGCAGAUAUGAACCACCUGAUUCAGAUCAUGAUUGCUUAUAACAUGACGUAUCGCCAGGAAAGGACACCAGAGGGACAAUACACAUACGUUCUUGAUCCGAGUUUAGAUGAAGUGGUUCACUUCACAGGGUUGAAGCCUGAAAGACAGUUAACCUAUGCAGCUAAACAGCUGAUAGCCAGGGAGAUUGAGUUGGAGAAGAUGAGAAGAAGUGAGGCAGUACUUGAAAGAGCUGAGAAGCAGCCUGUAGCUCCAGUAACAAAGAAGUCAGCCAACCCUGCUGUACCUAACCACCUGCAGAAGCUGGAGGCCAAGCCGAUCAGGGAGGUGGAGGAAAAG
This is a messenger RNA of Lingula anatina, 2760 nucleotides long. Its product is annotated as chromosome transmission fidelity protein 18 homolog. The record is from RefSeq and is a predicted model, not a curated record. NCBI's taxonomy places the organism in Eukaryota, Metazoa, Brachiopoda, Lingulata, Lingulida, Lingulidae. Gene Ontology annotation, molecular function: ATP binding; ATP hydrolysis activity.